AUGACUGUUUUUCUUUUUACCCGUUUGAUUUCGAUUAUAACCAAUUUCCCCCUCCCUAUCACUUCCUCAAUUCCUUUUCUCCCCUUUUGUCUUAUUAUAACCCUUUUCUUUGGAUUACUUCACUUUUUUCUAUCCCUAGCUACCUUUGACCUGUACGUCGGACUUUUGCCUAUACCCAACCUUACCCCCUCGGCCGUUCGUUUUGAGCUCUCUCUUUCAUUAUUGCUUCGAUUGCCACGGUCACGUUUUGGUCAGGUUUUAGAUUUCAUCAGACGGGCAUACAGAUGGAAUACACUUUCGCGAGAAAGGAGCUACGUCGGGUUCAUUGCCAUGCUACUUUACAUCGGGUUUGCUAAUUUACUUUCCCCUUUGGUUUUUUUUUUCAGUCGACCUUUCAGUUUCUUUGCUUUCUCAUUCCCCUAG
Messenger RNA from Trichophyton rubrum CBS 118892, 423 nucleotides. RefSeq lists its product as uncharacterized. The record is from RefSeq and is a predicted model, not a curated record. Lineage: Eukaryota; Fungi; Ascomycota; Eurotiomycetes; Onygenales; Arthrodermataceae. Bases 1 to 423 code for a protein of 140 amino acids. The transcript has a single exon.